CCCCUGCUUGCUGGAGCUGGAGUGCCGGCCGGCCGGCGCUGGAGAGAUGGUCUCCGUCAGUAUCCUGAGCGAGGCCCGGAACAUGGAGGUGUACGUGGGCGAGGAGUACUGCGGGACCGGCCGGGGAGAGAACCUGGGCGCCGCCCGGGCCCCGGGCGAAACUGAAAAGGUUACUUUAUACAGAAAGUACCUUAAGUUUGAAUGCCCUGCAGCCUCCUGUAGAAUUAAGCUGCUCUCCAUUGGUGAGAAACAAAGAGUACUCAUCAGUAAAAUAAUUGUACAAGUGAAAACGGUGUCUGCAAAACUAGCAACUGAUUUUCCUUCACUAAGCUCAAGCAUAGACCUAGACAGAGUGCAAACUAUAAUGGAAUCCAUGGGAUCUAAGUUGUCUCCAGGUGCUCAGCAACUCAUGGACUUGGUCCGUUCUCAGCAGAAG
Messenger RNA from Calidris pugnax (ruff), 436 nucleotides. RefSeq lists its product as uncharacterized. The transcript is spliced from 3 exons. The annotation marks the transcript as partial. The record is from RefSeq and is a predicted model, not a curated record. NCBI's taxonomy places the organism in Eukaryota, Metazoa, Chordata, Aves, Charadriiformes, Scolopacidae.